This is a messenger RNA of Pundamilia nyererei, 2188 nucleotides long. RefSeq names its product retinoic acid receptor gamma-A-like. Gene Ontology annotation, molecular function: nuclear receptor activity; nuclear glucocorticoid receptor binding; RNA polymerase II cis-regulatory region sequence-specific DNA binding. Gene Ontology annotation, biological process: regulation of transcription by RNA polymerase II; retinoic acid receptor signaling pathway; cellular response to corticotropin-releasing hormone stimulus. The record is from RefSeq and is a predicted model, not a curated record. Bases 411 to 1895 code for a protein of 494 amino acids. NCBI's taxonomy places the organism in Eukaryota, Metazoa, Chordata, Actinopteri, Cichliformes, Cichlidae. The transcript is spliced from 10 exons. Gene Ontology annotation, cellular component: transcription regulator complex; nucleus.
GUCACGUUUCCUUUCUUUGUGCAGAUUGUGUUUGCCAGAAGCCAAAGUAUCGCCGGAGAUUGGCUGGGACACAGCGAAUGUAGAUGAAGUGCAGUGAGUGGCAGUGACUUUCAUGUUAAGGCCCAAAAUGUCCUGCAGCAGUUUCCUUUUUGAUGGCUAUCACAGUGAAGAGAGCCAUCAGUGAUGGAGAUUUGUUUCCCCUGCAGGGGAUGAGAGAGUCUGGACCCGGCCAGGUUUUGGUUGCUUGCUUUCAUCCCUCUUACCUCUCUGUGAGUGCAGACGGGCCCGCAGCUUUGAGGGGCUGAAUGGCACUAGUCUGUUUCAAGCUCAGCAGAGGCUCCUGACGAGGAAGAAGAAACGGCAUAAAAAUUCUGAGAAACGUCAUCUAAACCACCACUGUACUUGUCACGAUGGCGGCCAACAGAGAGCACCAAGUGCGUCACAUGACGGGUUACCCUCGUGCCAUGUACCCCUUCACCUUUAACUCCAUGCGUAGCCACUCCCCCUUUGACCUGCUGGCCAGUAGUCACCUUUUUGGCCGUUUUGGCGCAGACCUGCCCAAAGAGAUGGCUGCAUUGUCCGUGGAGACCCAGAGCACCAGUUCGGAGGAGAUGGUGCCAAGCUCUCCUUCGCCGCCUCCUCCUCCUCGUGUUUAUAAGCCGUGCUUCGUGUGCCAGGACAAGUCAUCUGGUUAUCACUAUGGAGUGAGCUCCUGUGAGGGCUGCAAGGGUUUUUUCAGGCGCAGCAUUCAAAAGAACAUGGUGUAUACGUGCCACAGAGACAAGAACUGUCAGAUCAACAAAGUUACCCGCAACCGCUGCCAGUACUGUCGGCUGCAGAAGUGCUUUGAGGUCGGCAUGUCCAAAGAAGCGGUGCGUAACGACAGGAACAAAAAGAAGAAGGACGUGAAGGAGGAAGUGGUGCUGCCCGAGAACUACGAACUAAGUGGAGAACUGGAGGAGCUGGUCAACAAAGUCAGCAAAGCUCACCAAGAGACCUUCCCGUCUCUGUGCCAACUAGGAAAAUACACCACAAAUUCAAGUGCUGACCACAGAGUGCAGCUGGACUUGGGCCUAUGGGAUAAGUUCAGUGAGCUCUCCACUAAGUGCAUUAUAAAGAUUGUGGAGUUUGCCAAGCGGCUACCAGGCUUCACUACGCUCACCAUCGCUGACCAGAUCACCCUCCUCAAAUCUGCAUGCCUGGACAUCCUGAUGCUGAGGAUAUGCACUCGCUACACACCAGAGCAGGACACGAUGACCUUCUCAGAUGGCCUGACUCUAAACAGGACCCAGAUGCAUAACGCCGGCUUUGGCCCGCUCACAGACCUGGUGUUUGCCUUUGCCGGUCAGCUGCUGCCUUUGGAGAUGGACGACACCGAGACGGGGCUGCUCAGCGCCAUCUGUCUCAUCUGCGGAGACCGUAUGGACUUGGAAGAGCCGGAGAAGGUGGACAAGCUGCAGGAACCGCUGCUAGAGGCCCUGAAGAUCUACACCCGACGCAGACGCCCGAACAAGCCUCACAUGUUUCCCCGAAUGCUGAUGAAAGUCACAGACCUCAGGGGAAUCAGCACCAAAGGUGCAGAAAGAGCCAUCACGCUAAAGACAGAGAUCCCCGGCCCCAUGCCUCCCCUGAUCAGGGAGAUGCUGGAGAACCCGGACUCCUUCGAGGACAGCAGCGACUCGGGCGACAGCGGCGCAGCUGCUCCCCCUGCCAUUCAAGCCAUCAAGCAAGAGGACAAGGCCACGUACGAGUCAGCCUUCGAGGAAGAAGAGGAGGAGGAAGAGGACGACUAUUGGGACGAGGAGAAAGAGCGAGGGGCAGAAAGCGACGGAGAGGCGUGGGGGGAGGCGGCAGCGAGCGCGCAAAAGAAAGGCGUGACAGGGAAGACGCAGUGAGACAGAGAAAGAGAGACACAAGACGACACCGCUGCCUCGCACGGAUUCGCCGAGCGCCGCCGCCGAGCAACGUCAGCUCGUAGAAACCUCACAGAUUAAAGCUGUUAAAACGGCGUUUCGCACAGCACAUAUCCGUGUAUACUGUACAUACUGACUGAAAGGAAAAUGUGUUCAAUUCAUAGUAGCAAGUGAGGAAUUUGGAGACGCAAAAGCACUACAUUUCAGUGGAUUGAUGAGGGCACAGUUAAAAAAGAAAAUCAGUGCCAGAAUGUUUAAAAGAUAUAUAUAUAUUA